Messenger RNA from Linum tenue, 2722 nucleotides. NCBI's taxonomy places the organism in Eukaryota, Viridiplantae, Streptophyta, Magnoliopsida, Malpighiales, Linaceae. The record is from the annotation of a GenBank genome assembly.
GGCCUUUCAGAGGCCCAUCACCAUCGUCCAUCUACCUCCCUUUCUCCGUCUCCUUCUCUCCUUCCUCAACUUCCCUUCUUCAGCUCUUCUUCUCUUCUGCUCUGUUCGCUCCGCUGCACGUCCAGCCGCAGCAUUAUCCGGCGGGCGGAGUCAACAAAGAUCGACCAACAAUACCAAAAUAGACGGCGCGGAGACUCGCCGUGAUCUCCGUGUCCCAUGGAGUCUCUCUCCCGUGCUUCCAUUGCUAACCCCGGGACCCUGUCUCCCACCUCCUCUUCCGCCUCUUAUUUUCUGUUUCCUCGACGUUUUCGCCUUUCCAAUGGUUUCUCCUCGUCCUCGGCCUUCGGGAAUCUCCGCAGAAUUGUGAGCCGGGGCCGAGUUCGUGCUGAGAUUGAGAAGCCGAAUGCUCCGGUGAUCGAUUUCAGUGAUCCAGAGUGGAGGAUCAAGUAUCAGAAGGAUUUUGAGCUCCGUUUCAAUAUUCCGCACAUCACUGAUGUCUUCCCCGACGCCAAGCCGAUUCCUUCAACGUUUUGUCUGCGAAUGAGGACUCCUGUGUCUGAGGAUUUCGCCGGCGGUUAUCCUUCUGAUGAGGAGUGGCAUGGUUACAUCAAUAAUAACGACCGGGUCCUUCUCAAGACCAUAAAUUUCGCAUCCCCCAACUCAGCUGGAGCAGUGUGCAUUGACCCUGACUGUACCUGGGUUGAACAAUGGGUUCACCGUGCUGGACCUCGGGAGAAGAUUUACUUCAAACCUGAGGAAGUUAAGGCUGCUAUUGUUACUUGUGGUGGAUUGUGUCCUGGCCUCAAUGACGUCAUCAGACAGGUUGUCAUCACACUUGAAAUAUAUGGUGUCAAAAGUAUUGUGGGGAUCCCUUUUGGUUAUCGUGGAUUUUCUAACAGUGACUUGAGUGAAAUGCCACUAUCAAGGAAAGUGGUUCAGAAUAUCCAUCUUUCUGGUGGAAGUUUGUUGGGAGUUUCACGUGGAGGCCCCAGUGUCAGCGACAUUGUUGAUAGGAUGCAGGAAAAGGGAAUCAACAUGAUUUUUGUACUAGGUGGGAAUGGUACACAUGCUGGGGCGAACGCCAUACACGAAGAGCAGUGCCGUAAAAGAAAGCUGAAGGUAGCUGUAGUUGGGGUACCAAAGACCAUAGAUAAUGACAUUUUAUUGAUGGAUAAAACUUUCGGUUUCGAUACUGCUGUAGAAGAAGCACAAAGAGCAAUAAAUUCUGCUUAUAUUGAGGCUCACAGUGCCUAUCAUGGAGUUGGAAUCGUGAAAUUAAUGGGACGUCACAGUGGUUUUAUAGCCAUGCAUGCAUCCCUUGCUAGUGGACAGAUUGAUAUUUGCUUGAUCCCAGAGGUACCGUUUCAAUUACAUGGACCUCAUGGUGUCUUGACGCAUCUCAAAUACUUGAUUGAGACAAAGGGAUCCGCUGUGGUCUGUGUGGCCGAAGGAGCUGGACAGGUGAUUCUUACUACAAAUUUCUGUGUGCCUUCUAGAGGUUUCAAUGCCCUGAGCAGUCUAUUUCAGGAGCUUUCUGUGUCAGUUACCUUGCCAUUUCGAUCUGCCCUUUUUUGUCUGUCUAAUGGCGGAAGGGCUAUUUACAGUUGUAAAGAGAUGCUUAAUAGGUCUUGUUGCACAGUUGUUUUGUACAAACUUCAGUUCGCGCAUGUGAUGUUCUUGGGAACAGAGAGAGUUUAAGUGAGGAUUUCUUAUUUCCUUCGCUUUGACUAUACUUUUGGUUGCCGCUUUAUCCAGAACUUGCUUCAGAAAACCAACGCCACGGAUGCAUCUGGAAACAUGGUACUUGGUGACAUUGGCGUACAUAUCCAACAAGAGACGAAGAAGUACUUUCGGGAGAUUGGCGUCCAUGCUGAUGUCAAGUACAUCGAUCCAACAUAUAUGAUUCGUGCAUGCCGUGCAAAUGCGUCAGAUGGGAUUCUAUGCGCUGUUCUUGGACAAAAUGCUGUAAGCUUUCCCCUGAUUCCCCUUUCCCCCCUGUGCCAGGGCUGAAACAACUGCAAUCAGCACUCCUCGUCGCUUCCACUUGAUCUCUUAGAUGCACUGUUCUUCUGUGGCAGGUCCAUGGCGCAUUUGCAGGAUACAGCGGGAUCACAGUGGGGAUAUGCAACACCCAUUACGUCUACUUCCCGAUUCCUGAAGUCAUCGCUUACCCGAGACCCGUAGAUCCCAACAGCCGCAUGUGGCAUCGUUGUUUGACCUCCACAGGGCAGCCCGACUUCAUCUAAUCUUUAGCUUGGAACUUCCAUUCUGGACCUCUAGAACCAUAUCCAGGUUUAUAAUGACAGCCAGGUAAAACAAUGAUUUUAUCUCCCCCACCAUUUGUUCGUUGUAUAGCAAUUUGGUGCCUAGUUUAUUCUUUCCCUUCUCCGCGGAGUCGUAGAGGCACCACCGGUGUUUGAAUAAAGCUGUAUUUAUAGGAGUCGCACAGUCGGAGGAUGGUGUGCUUGAUUCCAUGAUUUUUGUAGUUAAGCCACAAGGGCUGAAAAUGGCUGGUUCUUUCCUUAUGUGACAGACAGAUAAGAGAGACCCAACGAGAAAUUGUUGCCUGUUGGCGUUCUUUAUUUCGCUACGUUAGAAUUUGGUCAUCGAAGUUUGCCCAAUAUGGAAUAAAAUUGAACAUUGUUUGUUAGUAAUUUAUCUUUGCCUUCUAGAUUUAAUUGAGCAGUGUAGUCAAAAUCAUGAUUCUAAAUAGAAGCGUUUU